AUGGGUCACUCUUACGGAAAGCGAGCGGGCACUCGCUAUGCCUUCAGCCGCAACUUUCGCCAGAAGGGCAUGAUCGCCCUGAACACUUAUCUGAAGACAUACCGAGUGGGCGACAUCGUCGAUAUCAAGGUCAACGGGGCUGUGCAGAAAGGUAUGCCGUACAAGGUCUACCACGGAAAGACUGGUGUCGUGUACAACGUCACCAAGUCCUCCGUCGGUGUAAUCAUCUACAAGAAGGUCUGGCAUCGAUACAUUGAGAAGCGGAUCAAUGUACGAGUCGAGCACAUUCAGCCCUCCCGAUCCCGCGAGGAUUUCUUGAAGCGAGUCAAGUCCAACGCCGAGGCCAAGAGAAAGGCCCGUGAGGAUGGUGUCACUGUUCAGGUCAAGCGCUUGCCAGCUCUGCCCCGGGAAGCCCGCACUGUUUCUCUGACCGACAACCCUCCUGAGACCGUUACUCCUCUGCCUUAUGAGACGACGAUUUAA
This is a messenger RNA of Ustilaginoidea virens, 483 nucleotides long. RefSeq lists its product as uncharacterized. The record is from RefSeq and is a predicted model, not a curated record. The coding region runs from base 1 to 483 and encodes 160 amino acids. Gene Ontology annotation, biological process: translation. Gene Ontology annotation, molecular function: structural constituent of ribosome. Gene Ontology annotation, cellular component: ribosome; cytosolic large ribosomal subunit. The transcript has 4 exons. NCBI's taxonomy places the organism in Eukaryota, Fungi, Ascomycota, Sordariomycetes, Hypocreales, Clavicipitaceae.